UUCUAUUUCUCAAGGAAAAGGAUUCUCAAUUUUCUGUUCUUUUUUUUUUUUAUUUAAAAAAAAGACCAAUUUCCUUUGGUUGCCCACAACAUAUUUUGCUGCUACUCAUUUGGGUUUCCAUUUCUUUCUUAUUUGCAUCUCCUUUUACUUUAAAAUAAUUUGUUCUUUAUCAAAGUAAUGAUUUUGACUUCCAAGUGGCAUGGCCGUGCCUCAUUUGCAUCCUCUGCUAUUCCAGUGCUUAAGCCCAGGACUAAAUUUGGAGUGAUAAAAGUAGCUAAUGUGACUCAGUCAGAGUCAAACACAAAGAAAGCAAAUUUGUCAGCAGCCAAAAAGGAAAGAAUUCAGCUGCCAAAUUAUGGUAAUGAGUAUGGAAAUGGGAGUGAGAAAUUCCAUAUUGGUGAAUUCUUGAGCCAUCCAUCUGCAAUUGAAGCCUUGCUCAAUACAAAUGCCUUGAAAAGUUUCCAAUGUCUUGGUACUAACACUUACAGGUGCACUCUGCAAAGAGUUCGACUUCUGAACUUCGAAGCAGCUCCAGUGCUUGACUUGCGAGUAACUCCAACAAACGAUGAUUGUACCGUCGAAAUGCUGUCUUGUAAGUUUGAGGGUUCGGAAAUCAUGGAACGGCAAAACAGCCAUUUCUCAGCAUUCAUGAGAAAUCAUAUGACAUGGGACACAAAUGAUUCAGAAUCAUUUUUGGAGGUUGACGUCACGUUGAAUCUCACUCUCGAGAUCUACACACGCCCUUUUACCAUGAUGCCAGUAUCAGCCGUCGAGCGUCCUGGAAAUUUAAUGCUACAAGCUCUAUUGGAUAGGCUGGUGCCAUUGCUCCUGCAACAACUAUUACAAGAUUACGGCAAAUGGGUUCAUCAACAACAGUUAGAUCCUGUUACAUAAAACUCCAUUUUCCUCUUUCUGCGCCAUACAAGACAAUUUGAGCCUUUUUGAGUUUUGACAACUUUUCACCCAAAUUCUCAACUAGAGCGAAUGAAUUCUUAAAGUUUUGAUAUAGCUGAUUUGCUGGCCCUUUGUUACAUUCAAUCUAGAGUGUCAUUUCUAGUUGGCCACGUGUAUUUCUAACUGUAGGGCCCACAUACAACCAAAGGUUGACAUUCAAACGAGAUUGUAACUGA
Molecule: messenger RNA, 1130 nt
Organism: Morus notabilis
Lineage: Eukaryota; Viridiplantae; Streptophyta; Magnoliopsida; Rosales; Moraceae
Exons: 7
Coding region: 178-894 (238 amino acids)
Source: RefSeq, a predicted model, not a curated record